AUGGCCGACCCAGAGGUUGCGACGAAAGCUCCCGAGAGCGACGCUGCUGAGGCGACACAACCUGCAACCAGCAGCGAUACCCCUGCACAGACAAACCCCACGAUGGGUGAGCACUGCACCUCAGACCGACCGACUCCCACGGGCCAGUCCUCGACUGGCGAGAUUACCCAACUGGGAGGAGUGGAUGUAUACAUCUCCAAGCCCAGCGAGUAUCCCCAUGCUCCAGCCAGGCUCCUGCUGCUCUUGACUGGCGGCACCGGCGUCAAGUCGGUGAACAACCAGAUCCAAGCAGACAAGUUUGCCAGCGAGGGUUUCGUCGUUGUCAUGCCGGACCUCUUUGGCGGUGAUGCCGCGCCCAACGCCUCCACCACCAGCGAGGGCGAAGACGCCGAGCCCGCUUCGCCUUCGCUCCUGGAGCAAUUCAAGCUCAAGGCCGCCGAGGCAGCCAAGAGCUUUCUGAUAGACAUGUGGCUGGCACGCCACACGCAGGAGAAGGUCAUGCCCAUCUUGCACAAGGUCAUUGACGCCUGCAAGGAGGAAUUCGCCGAUGCCGUGUCCAACGGCGACGGCAUCUACGCCGUGGGCUACUGCUUCGGCGGUCGGUACAUCCUGCUGCUCGCUUCCGAGAAGGAGCAGGAGCAGGGCUGGGCCCAGCCGCAGCCUGACGAGGAAGCCGGCACGAUCCGCAAAGGCCCGUUCAUCAAAGUCGGAGCGCUGGCCCACGCCACACUCGUGUCGCCGGACGACUUCGAGGGGCUCAAGGCACCUAUCAACAUGGUGUGCGUCGAGAACGACCCCUUGUUCCCGGAUGAAGUCCGCAAAGCGGGCGAGGACUACCUCUCGAAGAACAACGUAGAUCAUCAAGUCAAGGUCUAUCCUCACGUACCUCACGGCUUCGCUGUUGUUGGUGAAUACGAAGACGCGGCCAUUCGAGCUGCUCAGGCCACCGCCUUUGACCAGAUGUUGCAGUGGCUGAAGGAUCACUAA
Molecule: messenger RNA, 987 nt
Organism: Thyridium curvatum
Lineage: Eukaryota; Fungi; Ascomycota; Sordariomycetes; Thyridiales; Thyridiaceae
Exons: 4
Coding region: 1-987 (328 amino acids)
Molecular function (GO): hydrolase activity
Source: RefSeq, a predicted model, not a curated record